Messenger RNA from Cylicocyclus nassatus, 1668 nucleotides. Lineage: Eukaryota; Metazoa; Nematoda; Chromadorea; Rhabditida; Strongylidae. The record is from the annotation of a GenBank genome assembly.
AUGUCUGUUGAGGAGAGUCAUCUCCAACAUAAUGGUUCAAACCAUGAAAUCUUCUCAGAAAAUCCAGCACUAUAUGAUGAAAAUAUUCCUCAUCAUGAGGGGGUAGUCCAUCAGCUAUCCGAAAAACAUACUCCUCUGAACUCUCCUCAGUAUACUGAGCGGAAGCCAGAGUUUCUCUCACAAAGCUCAGAUAUUUCUAACAACGGUUCCCAGCAUGAUGGGACAUUGCCGGAAUAUGUUGCGCAAAACUCAACCUCUUCCUUCGAGGAGAGAGUUUUCCAACAUGACGAGAGAUUGCCAGAGUUUAUCUCCCAGCACUCUGCCACGUCCAACGAUGGGAUAAGUUCCCAGCAUGAACAUUCAAACAUGUCCAUCGAUGAGAACACCAUUUCCCAACAGAAUGGGACUAAGCCUGAAUACAACUAUUCUGACUAUUACUCGUAUCUGUUGAAGAAUCCAUGGAUUCAACAGGCUAUCGCAACAUAUGACUGGACAAAGCACAGCAACAGACUUCUUGAGUCAACACUCGAUCGUGUAGAGUAUGGCGUAUCUACUGUUGCACAAACCGCAGCAGAAAAAGCUGCAGAUGUCCAUCAGAAUUACAUAAUGCGUCCGAAAGAAGCAGUGGCAUCUGCUUACAAUACAGGUAAAGAGAAGACAAUGAACGCUGUGGAAACUUCGAAAAAUCUGGCGAUUCAAGGAGGUACCGUUGGCCUUGGCGCUGCAGUUGUUGCGACACAGAUUGGUCUGGCUUUAUCUGCUGGAGGUGCUAAUCUGGUUAUCAACACCAUCGGAGGAGUUCAUCAUGUAGGCCAGCGUGUACUGGCUUCCGUUUGUGAAGCGGAGAAAGCGAUGGAAGAAAAGAUUUGGGCUGCCAUUGCUGAAGGACAACGAGUCGCUCAGAUCAAAAUAGAAGACGUACCGGAAAGCUCUGUGAGAGACAGAGUCAAAAGAAUAGCUAGUAAGACAGUGGAGGCUCUCAGCAGUAAGGCGCGGAUUGUACUCAAUCCUGUCAGUGCUCAGCUCCAUGGGCUUAUAGAACAACUCAACAAAAGUUUCAUACUGGUUGAUUUAGUGCGUGAAAAGCGAGAGUGGGCUCAAGGGAAAGUUGAUGAGUUAUCUUCGUCUGUUGCUGAACUAAAAACUCGCCUUGAAAACGAGGCUAGACAGUUGAAGACUAAGCCGGAAGAACUCCUCAUGAAAAGCAUUCGCGGAACGUCAGUUCAGUUGAGAAAUAAUUUAGAGAGACUGAAGGGUAAUGGACAGAGAGUUUUUGGUGAUGUUGGGCGAGUGGAGUCAGCUAUAAAUUAUCUGCACAAUCUGGACAAAAAUCUGGGCGAGUCGAACGAUAUCUAUCAAGUCAGAGAUGAGGUUUUAUCUGAAGCUCGCCAACGUCUUGCGGAACUUACCGCGUGGACAUCAUCCCUUCUUUCAAAAGAAAAAUCGCAGUGAUCAAUCACUGGCUUCUCUCAUCUCAUGCACUAAUACUCAGCAUUCUCUAAUCAUUUAACUCUCCAAUUUGUUACGUUAACAAGUUUUAUCGUCAAUGCUCAUCGACAGACAAUGACCUCCUCUUAAUAGUGCCUUGAUUAUAUGCUCUCUGAUCUAGAUGUCACCGAUGAGUACCUCUGUCAGAUAUGAUGCUUGCUAUUUAAAUGAAUUCUUAUG